Ciona intestinalis (vase tunicate) is the source of this 1361-nucleotide messenger RNA. NCBI's taxonomy places the organism in Eukaryota, Metazoa, Chordata, Ascidiacea, Phlebobranchia, Cionidae. The record is from RefSeq and is a predicted model, not a curated record.
UAAAUCUACAAGUUUUAUUUUUCACAGAAACUUGUCUAAUUAUUUGCAUUUAUCAAGAAUUUUGUCGAAUUCUGUGUUUAUUUUAAUUAUUAUAAAAAGCUGAAUGACGUAAAAUGUCGAAGUCGACGCCUAAUCUACCAUGGGUGGAGAAAUAUCGACCAGAAUCGCUCGAUGACCUGAUUUCACACGAAGAUAUUUUGAGCACAAUAUCUGGAUUCCUUGCGCAGAAUAGACUUCCCCACCUUCUGUUUUAUGGACCACCAGGCACGGGCAAAACGUCCACAAUACUUGCGUGUGCGCGGAAGUUAUAUUCGACAACCCAGUUUAACUCGAUGGUUCUUGAACUUAACGCUUCGGAUGAUCGAGGGAUCGGGGUCGUGAGGAACCAAAUCUUAAGCUUCGCGAGCACUCGUACAAUCUUUAACAAAGGUUUCAAGUUGAUUAUCCUCGACGAAGCCGAUGCGAUGACGAAAGAUGCACAGAAUGCGUUGCGGAGGGUGAUGGAAAAGUUUAUGGAGAACACGAGGUUUUGUCUCAUCUGUAAUUACUUGACUAAGAUUAUUCCUGCCAUCCAAUCACGAUGCACCAGGUUCAGGUUCGGACCGUUAACCACCGAUAAAAUAAGUUCAAGGUUGGAAUAUAUCAUCAAGGUUGAACAACUUAAUGUCACAGAGGACGGUUUGAAUGCUUUGGUGACCUUGGCCAACGGUGACAUGAGGAAAGCUUUAAAUAUUCUACAAAGUUCAUCCAUGGCUUAUAACGAGGUGGAUGAGGAUGGGGUUUAUAAAUGCACAGGUCGGCCAAGGAGAGAUGAUAUCAAGAAGAUUAUGAAAUGGAUGUUAAAUGAAGAUUACACGACCGCGUAUCGAUCCAUCAUGGAACUAAACAUGACCACCAGCAUGGCUCUGCAGGAUAUCAUUGAACAAAUCCAUUUAUUCGUGCACGAGGUUCAUUUCCCCGUGGCCGUGCGGAUUUAUUUGCUGGACAAACUUGCGGACAUCGAACAUCGACUUGCGUCGGGCACGAGCGAAAAGUUACAACUUGGUUCGUUGGUGUCGGCGUUCCAACACGCGAGGAACAUCGUGGCAGCGAAGUAAGGUUUGUCGCACGCCCAACUUUUACAUUUCCUGCACAAAAUUUAAUAAAAUAAAAUAUGACAAAUAUGACACUCUUAUGAUGAUGUCAUAAUAAGUCAUCCCUUUGUUGAUGACAUCACAUUGUGUAUUAUGACACAAAGUUUGAACCAGUUUGACUUUUAGGCCUUUUCUCAUAUUUGGGGUUUUCCCUCCUUUUGUUCAGCCAUUGUUUACGAGCAAAAUCUUAAUUACAACUGAAUAAACAUCACAAUGGUUUCGUAUUCA